Molecule: messenger RNA, 1259 nt
Organism: Chara braunii
Lineage: Eukaryota; Viridiplantae; Streptophyta; Charophyceae; Charales; Characeae
Source: the annotation of a GenBank genome assembly
AGGAAGCUUCAAGAAAGAUUGGCAAAGCGACAGAAUGCUUGACCAUGGGGGAAGCACAGCAGCAGACAUCAUGUAAACGCAAACGAGCGGAGAUGGAUGACGAUCUUCCUUUGGCAUCGGUAAAUCGCAGGGAGGCCAAGUUGGACGCUGCGCAAGGGAAAGCGGUGUUAUUGGCUGUACGAAAGAUCCUCAGUCGUCCUAGAUUGCUUGAUGUGACAUUUGUCUGUGAGGAGGAUCAGGAGGUUCCUGCAAAUAGAACGCUGUUGGCGAGUAGGAGUAAGUACUUUGCCAAACUUCUUUACAGGGAUAUGAAGGAGAGCUCCAUGGAGAGAAUCCCUCUUCCAACUGUGAAGGCAGGCAGUCUGCAGGUUGUGAUCAGUUUCCUGCAUGGCUGUCCUUUCUGGUGGGAGCCUGACCGUUGCGCUGACGGCUUGGUCGACAUGUAUGUUUUGGCGAAGCAGUAUCAGGUGAAUAGCUUGUGCCGGAGGAUCUUACUCUCGGUGUCGACGCGUCGCUACCGUGAUGGAAGAGAAGUGGGAGAUCUACUGAAGGCAGCACUCUCGCGGCAAGCAGAUAAGAUAUCGAGCAAUGUAGUAAGGGUAAUCUAUGCAGAUAUGGUAUUUGAUUCAAAAUUUUUUCUCGGGUGGACGAAGGACGCCAUCACAAGCGUCCUGAGUUCAGCGUGGUUCCAGCCAUACGUGACGGAGGCACUGAUUGCAAAGGCCGUGCUCUUAGCGGCACCGGGUGUCCCUGCUAGGAUUACAGUUGACGCAGAGCAAGACACUGAGGUCUGCGCUCUGGGUCCAUCGCCAGCGACCUGCGAUUCUGGUGCCAAAAAGGCUGAGGAUCCCCCUACUAGCACCAAAUCAGCUAUGCCCCCUGGUUUGCGAGCCUCAGGGGUGAAAAUCUUUGAUGCGGAGCCGCUUUGUUCUUUAUCCUGGGAGGAUGUGAAGGAGAUCUUUGAACAGCACAUCGACCUUCCUUUUAUCGAGCCUUCAUUUGUGGUGACAUGGAUUGAGCCUCUACAAAUCUUACAGCCAAAGAUCCUCACAGCACUGUACAGUGCAGUCCAUCUGCUUUUCUCGUGGAAUGCCACUGGACGUAUUAUUCAGAAUGCCCUGGCGUACCAUAAUUCCCCAAACACCUAUUGCGCCUGGUGUGGAGCUGGGUAAAGGAGGUGAUCGUGUCUGUUCUACGUCUUCGAAGGUCUCGAUCCCAACGGUUUGUACCCCUGAAUCGGACUCGGAUUUCACCACGUC